This is a messenger RNA of Penaeus vannamei (Pacific white shrimp), 726 nucleotides long. The record is from RefSeq and is a predicted model, not a curated record. NCBI's taxonomy places the organism in Eukaryota, Metazoa, Arthropoda, Malacostraca, Decapoda, Penaeidae.
CACUACAGACAGUUUGCUGGUCCAAUUUUCAGUUCUAAGACCAUGUCGUGGUCCAGGGUGAUUUUACUUGUGUUCGUUGGGAUUAAUCUUGGUGGGUUGCCGUCUUGGGGUAUCGCCUGGUGGAUAAACGACUUGCUUAUCCCCGAGAUAUACGUGGAAAGAGGACAGACUUACUACUUCACUGUCUACGGCGGCAAUGAUAAGCUGAAUAGCCCGACGUACCACCCCCUCUACAUCACCAACAGCCCCGAAGGAGGUUUUGGCCAGAAGACAGUCGAGGAACAGAAGCAAGAGAGAGUCUUUGCCGGGAUCUCGUACUCUAAGAUGGGAAUGCCGGACGCGACUGCAGCCGGCGGUCUCUGCGAGUGGCGCCACGAAGGACUCGACGCCUGGGAAGACAGCAUCACCUUUGAGGAAUAUAAGGAGACCCUCUACAAAGACUGCGACGCUGAGCCCCCCGGUUCCCUUAUCUGGACGGUGACUGAGGACACCCCGGAUUUAGUGUACUAUCAGUGUUACACCCACCGCAACCUCGGCUGGAAAAUUCACGUGGUGGACAGUGGCUACAACCUCCGUCAAGAAGGCAUCAGCAGUGGCCCGACUUUGACUCCCCUGCACACACACCUAGCCACUCUCGCUGCGCUACUCCUGCCUGCCUUAAUGCUCCCACUUAGAUGAAACUGUUGACUUCAGUAGUAUUACCCUGUAAUAUCAUGCCCCAUCCAG